This is a messenger RNA of Symbiodinium necroappetens, 765 nucleotides long. NCBI's taxonomy places the organism in Eukaryota, Dinophyceae, Suessiales, Symbiodiniaceae. The record is from the annotation of a GenBank genome assembly.
AUGGCCGCAGUUGGAGAGCCGAAGGACGACAAGAUCUAUACGAUCAGCUCCAAGCCCGAAGUUCACGAAUCUGGCCGAUUCCACGAGCCAAGCUUCAACCAUUUCGCGGUUCGGAACACCUUCUUAGAGUUGAAGCACGAUUCUUACUCCCUUCAAGAGUGGUGUGGCUCUGUGCGUCGCGUGAAGUCUUCCCCAGACCUUUCGAAUCCGGAUGCUUUCAAUCCUUGCUCCGUGGAUCAGAAGCUGGGAGAACCGAUGCCUGUCGUCCCCGCACCAGAGCUGAGCCCCAGUGCGAACUCACACACCUCACAGACUGCAAAAGACUCGGAUCGUGCCACAGACGAGUCGCAGCCAAACGCUUCUCGGACUCGUCUCUCCAGCCAGGCAACACCCUACCAGCCCCCAGCGGCCCCCGCUGCCCACAGCACGACAUAUUAUGCAGUACCGAAAAGCCGCACCACUGGGCAGGAGCAGGUCGUGGCCAUGCCCUCCAUGCUCCCGCCUCCGACCCAGGUAUGGCAGGCGCCCAUUCCACCAAUACCUACGUCCACGGCCGCUGUGACGGCGCCGGUAAUUCUGGGCUCUGCUAUGCUCCCGAGCAUUGGGUCAGGAGGCCAUGCCACAGGGGAGUGCAAGCCGUGUGUGUUCUUCCACAAGAAAGGUUGCGCCACAGGCAGGACAUGUCUCUUCUGUCACCUGUGCCAACCCGGUGAGAAGCAGCGGCGAAAGGAGCGGAAAGAGAAGCGAGCCAUGCAAGCACGCUGA